AUGGCGAGCGCAUUCAAGCUGGACGGCCAGGGGCCGGCGCAUGGCAAUACCAACACCCCGUCGCCGCAGAUGCACCAUCUUGACAGCCCUUCCAAUGCCACCGUCUACCAGACCACCGGCCCCGACGCCCACACCAGCCCAAUCCUGGCCACCGAUGGCUCCGGGCCUGCGGUGAAUCCCCGAUCCUGUGUGACAUGCCGCCGACGCAAAGUCCGCUGCGACAAGCAGAUGCCGUGCUCCAACUGCCGCCGCGCCCUGAUCCCCUGCGUCUUCCCCGCCCCAGGGCGAGCUCCCCGCCAGCCGCGACCGAGAGACCCCAACGCCCCUCCUAAGAACACGAGCCAGCGCGAGGCUGAGCUGGUCAAGCGAUUGAGGAAACUGGAGGGCAUUGUGGAGGAGCUGAGCGGCCAGAUUGACUUUGAGGGCGUCGCCAAGGCCUCUUCACCGGGCGAGUCCCCCGAAGCGUCUAAUGCCGGCGCUGCCGGCGUCAGGCGAACCUCUUCAAAUAUCCAGGGCAGCAUCUCGAGAAGAGGCACUGAAAAAAAUGCGCCGGGAUCUUCUGGCUCUGGUCCAAGCCCGAAGGACACAGACUCUGUGAGCGAUAUGGGCAGCGACGCAGCGCAUAAGAGGGAUGUCAGUCAGCAACUUGGUCGGUUGGUCCUGAAUGAUCACAAGGGAAGCACUCGAUACGUGAGCUACGGCUUCUGGUCGAAACUGAAUGACGAGCUCGAAUCAUUGAGGAACGAUUAUCAGAAAGUGACCGAUGAAGAGUCGGACUAUUCAGACUACGAUGAGACGCCUGUCCAUAGCCCGGAAGGCCCGCCCGGUUCCUCUGGAGAUCACCAUGCUUUCAUUUUUGGCUACAAAUCGGCCGAUGUCGAUUUGCGGGGUUGUCACCCGCUCCCCUCUCACAUACCUUUUCUGUGGUCUGUCUUCCGAGAAAACGUCGACCCGUUAAUUAAAAUUCUCCAUGUUCCCACGAUGGAAGAAAUACUACGAGACGCGAGGAAGAACCCUUCCAAUCUCUCUCCUGGAAAUGCGGCCCUGGUGUUUGCCAUAUACUACAGUGCCGUGGUCUCUAUGGAACCUGAAGAGGUUCGAACAAACUUUAAUUCCGAAAAGGACGACCUAUUGAAGAGAUAUCGAUUUGCCUUGGAGCAGUCGCUCGCAAAAGCAGAUUUUCUAAACUCUUCCGAGUUGGUUGUGCUUCAGGCUUUUACUAUAUUCAUCACAGUGGUUAGGCGGUUCGACCGAAGCCGUUUCUGCUGGACCCUGCUAGCUCUUUUGAUACGAAUCGCCCAUGGCAUGGGCCUUCAUCGCGAUGGAUCCCAGUUAGGCCUUACUCCAUUCGAAACAGAAAUGAGAAGGCGGUUGUGGUGGGGAAUUCUGGCCCUCGACCUUCGAUCUGCAGAAGAGUUGGGGACCGAGUUGUCGAUUUCAGAAACGUCAUAUGAUACCCAAUUGUUCUUAAACAUCAACGACUCCGACAUCCACCCGGCCAUGAAGGAGCCUCCUGCACCACGAGAGGGAAGAACUGAUACCUCAACAGUCCUUACUCGCUAUGAGAUGAUGGUUCUUACGCGCCGCCUCUUCACAGAUUUGCCUUCGAAGAAUAAUCAGAUCUCGCAUGCCGACCUUGUCAAUAUGCAAACGCAUCUCUAUCAACGUAUUAAGGAACGAUACCUUGCCUACGCCAAAGGUGAUUCAGAUCCGCUAUGGUGGAUGGGCGCCACUGUUAUUCGUAUUAUUAUGGCAAAGAUGCGCUUGUUCAUGUACCAGCAGAGCAUAUUCCCCGGUGCUGACGCAGAGCUCUCUUGCGAUAUUCGUCAGAGCAUCUAUCUCGCUUCCAUCGAAAUUUUGGAGCUCUCUGAAAAGCUGGAUUCGGACGCUAAAUGCAAGCAGUACAAAUGGCUGUUCUUAACAUACAGCAACUGGUUUUGCCUUGCGUUCAAUCUCAUCGAGACUUGCCGCCGGCCUUGGACCCCUCUCGUUGAGCGUGCCUGGGAAAUUGUUACCCAUUUUGACAACGACUCAAUUCACUUCACCAAGAACCCAGGCCACUCGGCCAUCUUGCUACCUAUGCACAAACUUUUUGCCCGCACGAAAAGGCACCGGGCAAGUGAACUUGCUCGGUUCCAGGCCGACCCAGAGGAGGCCCGGCGCCUUGACUUCGAGGAGCAAAUGCACCCUACCGAUAGUCGCUUCGGACCAAUCCCCGGCUACGAGACACGCAUGGAUGAUGUCAGGCAGAGAUGGUGGUUUAUGAUAUCACCCGAAGGAGGGAAACUACCUACGGUUGAACAAAUCCGGGCUGCCGCGCAGGCGGCUGAUGAGGCCCAGCCACAGCCGCUUACUGACCCAACGAGGACAACGGAUAUGUUUCAGCAGAACGAGAUCCCUGGAAAUCUGGAAUUUCCGGAUGAGGCCAUGGGGAUCAUGGAUGAGAUCAUGUCACAGCCAAACCUGCCGCUAUCAGCUCUCUGGCCACUACACGAGAUUGGCGGCGCCGUCAAAAGCCAACUCGGCACUUCUCUUACACCUGGUUCAAGCGCUGUAACUCAACAAAUGGUCAACAACUCACUCAGUCAAGAAGUAUUAUCUUUAAAGCAGCAGGCAGCUGCCCGAAAGGAGACCACCCAUGUGCCCCCCUAUCUUUGGACUGGCACCUACGAUUAUCCAGCACAGACCGUCACGACGGCAAAUAUGCCCAGUACGCAACCCGUGGACAUGGAAAUGCUUGACGCAGGCUUUGACUGGCGGGACUGGGGUCAGAACCUUCAUAAUCUAGAUAUGAGUGGUAUGCCAUAA
Messenger RNA from Clonostachys rhizophaga, 2808 nucleotides. NCBI's taxonomy places the organism in Eukaryota, Fungi, Ascomycota, Sordariomycetes, Hypocreales, Bionectriaceae. The record is from the annotation of a GenBank genome assembly.